Marasmius oreades (fairy-ring Marasmius) is the source of this 384-nucleotide messenger RNA. RefSeq lists its product as uncharacterized. The coding region runs from base 1 to 384 and encodes 127 amino acids. Lineage: Eukaryota; Fungi; Basidiomycota; Agaricomycetes; Agaricales; Marasmiaceae. The record is from RefSeq and is a predicted model, not a curated record. The transcript has a single exon.
AUGGUCCACGAGAAGAACGGGUUCAGCAACCAUGGUUUCGGACUCUUCAGGCGCGAUGUUUUCUUAUUGUGCAAAGCGGGAAGAAAGGACCGAUAUGCGAGCACAGAAUCGAAAAGAAUACCCGGGACACGGCGACAGGCACAUGAAGAACCAAUGUCUACUCCAAUACAGUAUGGUCUUUUCAUUCGAGCCGUGGAGUGGCGUGGACCUGUCGACGACGCUUUGACUCAAAUCAAUUGCUCUACGGCUUUGACAUACCGUGGGUCACCACGUUCAUGGCUUGCGAAUUGGUUCUUGUCCGAUACGUUCGAAUUGGUGAUGGAAGAACAAGGUCUAAGUCAUUCUACUAAGGAUCGAAGACGGCGACGAAUCGGGAAACUAUGA